UCCCUCCUCAGAGUCUGCCUCCCUACCAAUCCCUGCAUGACUGCAGCACAGGGCUUUCUUAUACCCACAGCAGCAGAGGCAUGGUGGCUUUAAGUGCCCUGCUCUUUGAGCUGCAUGGGAAAUGUGUGCUUUUCCGAAACAGAGUUGGGCUGGCCCUGCUCCCAGCACAGCUACACUUGGAAAAGAAGGUUCCUGCUUCAUCUAUCAGAUGCCUCAUUGCCUUCUUCGCUAGAUAAAAUGAGAAAGCAGCCAGGCAGUGGCAGAAUCACCCUGUCAAACUCUCUUUUCCCAAAUCAGAGAAAUUACUUGCCUUUUAAAGUCUCUGCAAACUUCCUCUGUUUCCCCCAAAUCUCUUGUGACAUCUUGUCAGUCCACUAGCUGCCCAGGCCUUCUGGAUGUCUCACAGAGAUGGAGUGCUGCUCUCCAAGCUUGCCCAGCACACAGCUGUGGUAACAGCAGGGGCCAACUGCCACACAAAUCUGUGUGUGCAAGAGAGCCUGGAAAGGAUUCCAGUAUGCAUUAGUGCAGGCACACCUGUGCUGGCUUUGUGCAAAGGGACAGUGUCCAUUCCUCAGCACCUACCACUGUGCAAGUGCAGUUCUGGCACCUCCAGACUAGAGCUGAUGGACGUGUGUGCAGCUGGAUUACUCCAGGUGUCUGUGACUAGUACACACCUCGGGGUCCCUGCUGUGAAGGGCACAGGCUUCUGGUCUGUAGCAUGGAUCUCACGGUCCACAAGCACCACGUUACCUGACUCUCUCUCUCUCUAAAGAUCUACACAGUCAUGGGAAAGAAACGUUUAUAGUACCUGAGUCGUGCUAGAGCAGAUGCGGGCGGGUGCUGUAUUUGCUGCUCAGGCAUGGUGCAGGAGGUUGCCCACCCUGCCCCAGGCACUAGCCCCGCAGAUCCACCCCUCCUUGACCAACCUGGCUGCCACUAGCACAAUGAGCACCUCUUGCAGCAUCUGGGCUGCGCUUGCCACUGGCGCUGAAAGGGUUACAGAGCCGAACACGCUCGAAGGAGAAGUUGCUGGACAUCCUCUUGUUUGUGCUUAGUAAUCAAGAAGCAUCAGGUGACUUCCUUCUGGUCCCCCGGGGGCAGCAGGCGAGGAGAGGGAGCCUGCCACGCUGGGAAGAGAAGUGCAGCUGUGUUGCAAGCAGUUGUGCUCGCACUGAGGUCAGCGGUUUGGCUGCUCACGUGGCCGGGCAGUAUAAAGCUGGAUGCGGGAACGGAGCUCCCCAGCUCACAGCUUCACUGUCCUGGGAGGAGCAGGGAAGGAGGAAAGCACCGGCAAGAACAACAACAGGGAAGUGGAGGCGCGAAACGACCUGGAUAAAUAUGGAAACCUCUCAGCCGCGCAGCUCCGAAAGCACGUCCAAGGACUUGUCGGAGCUGCUGAAGGAAGCCACCCAGGAGGUGCACGAGCAGGCGGAGAACACGCCGUUCAUGAAGAAUUUCCAGAGGGGGCAGGUGUCGCUCCACGAGUUCAAGCUGGUUACAGCAUCCCUGUACUUCAUCUACUCUGCUCUGGAGGAGGAGAUUGAACGUAACAAGGACAACCCAGUUUAUGCCCCUGUGUAUUUUCCGGCGGAGCUGCACCGGAAAGCUGCCCUGGAGAAAGACUUGGAGUACUUCUAUGGCAGCAACUGGAGGCAAGAGAUCCCAUGCCCUGAGGCUACUCAGAAGUACGUGGAGAGGCUCCACUAUGUCGGCAAGAACCACCCAGAGCUCCUGGUGGCCCAUGCCUACACUCGGUACUUGGGAGACCUGUCUGGGGGGCAGGUGCUGAAGAAAAUUGCGCAGAAGGCGCUGGGGCUGCCCAGCACUGGGGAAGGGCUGGCUUUCUUCACCUUCGACGGCGUCUCCAACGCCACCAAGUUCAAGCAGCUCUAUCGCUCCCGCAUGAACGCUCUCGAGAUGGAUCUUGCCACUAAGAAAAGAGUCUUGGAGGAGGCCAAGAAAGCAUUCCUGCUAAACAUACGGGUGUUUGAGGCAUUACAAGAACUGGUGUCUAAGAGCCAGGAGAAUGGUCACCCUGUGCAGCCAAAGGCAGAGCUUCGCACAAGGAGCGUUAACAAAUCACACGAACACGGUCCUGUGCCAAGGAAAGAAAGUGAGGAGACAAACAGGAGACAAACAGGCAUGAUGCCCACCACUCCCCUGGUGCGAUGGAUUCUGGCACUCAGCUUCCUAGCCAUGACAGUUGCCGUGGGCUUAUUUGCCAUGUGAAGGAGCAGGACCUUCAUGUUCUCUUCAUACCUUCUCUUAUCCUGAACUAAUUCACCUUCCCCAGUCCUUGUGAGAGCAAUUCCCUCUGACUGGGUACUGUGAUCUUGGCUCUGCCACUAAUACUAGGAGACUUUUCUCCCCAGAAAUCAGUGCUGUAAGGGGCGUCAGGCGAAGUCUCUCCCAUGCUUGGUGUGAGCUCCUCUCAGAGACUAACUUUUAGCACCAAAACAACUAAGGGCUAAAAACAAUGGUCAAGAAAUGUUGCUGCUUUACAGAGUACCUGCAAAAAUCCUACAGGAUCAGAAGUGCAGCUUUGACAUCUGUCUCACCUCAGAAAUACAAAGUUCCCUGGAGCUCUGUGUUUUUUAUACUGCUAGAUAAUACUGUGAUCACUUUUUCUGUGGAGCCACACAGCUUCUGUGAGUUAUAGACUGUUUUAUAUGACACUAGUAGGUCUUUGUUAAUUCUUUCUCUCAUAUAUAUGCUUUUUUUUAAAAGCAGAUGACAGUUGUUGAAGCUACACUGUCACACUCUUUGUCUGGUUAUAUAAUUUAUACACAUAAUAAACUUCAAUGUAAAGUC
Messenger RNA from Pogoniulus pusillus (Red-fronted tinkerbird), 2811 nucleotides. It is a transcript of the gene HMOX1, whose product is annotated as heme oxygenase 1. Gene Ontology annotation, biological process: response to oxidative stress; heme oxidation; heme catabolic process. The coding region runs from base 1339 to 2229 and encodes 296 amino acids. The record is from RefSeq and is a predicted model, not a curated record. Gene Ontology annotation, molecular function: heme binding; heme oxygenase (decyclizing) activity. NCBI's taxonomy places the organism in Eukaryota, Metazoa, Chordata, Aves, Piciformes, Lybiidae. The transcript has 5 exons.